AUGAGGAUCCAGGGGCACUUUGUGUUGGGUCUGCUCGGCGCGCUCUCCGUGGCCAUAUGCGGCGGUCAGGCAAAAGCUCUGACCGAUCAAAAGGCUGCCGAGUCGCAGGUAAGCAGCAAGGAUGUGGCGCAGAAGCGCAUCGAUCUCGGGUUCAGCGAGCACGAGAUACACGAGCAUCACAUUCAUGAGCACGAACAUCACGAGCACCACGAACAUCACGACCCGGGCUUCUGGAAGAAAAAAGUUACGUGGAAGCUGGGCUAUAAGAAGAUAUGGAAGCCGGCCAAGAAACAAAUUUGGAAUCCCUCAUGGAAAAAGUUUUACAAACCGGUUUGGAAGGAGAUUAAAGUGCCGGCCUGGAAAGACAUUCAAGUACCAGCUUGGAAGCAAAUUUGGGUGCCCCAUUGGGUAGAAAUACAAGUGCCAGCCUGGAAAGAGAUACAAGUGCCCGAUUGGAAGCAAAUCUGGACACCUGAGCUCGUCAAAGUAGGCAUACCUGGGGAGAAAUACCUGGGCAAGGAUCACGAGGGCUGGGAAUAUACUAGUCAUGAUCUGUGGAAGAAGAAGGUUGUGUGGAAGUCUCAUUGGAAGAAAAUCUGGAAGCCGGCUAAGAAACAGAUCUGGGUUCCCAGUAAGAAACUGGAGUGGAAGGAAGCAUGGAAGCAAUACUGGAAACCAGCUAAAAAGCAAAUAUGGGUUGAUGACAAGAAACUGGAGUGGAAGGAGGGCUACAAACAAAUCUGGGUGCCCGGCUGGAAGGAGAUUUGGGUGCCUGGCUGGAAGCAAAUCUGGAAACCAGUUGUCAUUUCCGAAUGGUUCCCCUCGCCGGACCAUCACGAUCACCACCAUCACGAACAUCACGACGUCGAGUUGGGCUGGGACCGCAAGGAUGAGGCGGCCAAAGGAAAGGACAAGGUGGUAUGGAAACGUGAGGAUAAGAGCGCAGCAACGGGCAACUUGACGCCCAAUAAGCCAACACUGCUACAACCAGUUGCCAGUGCCGAUUUCCAGGCCAAGACGCUAGAGGCGGCCAAAUCGUCGGCUGCGAACACAGCGCAAUCUUUUAAAUUUCCUGGUGCGUAG
Molecule: messenger RNA, 1083 nt
Organism: Scaptodrosophila lebanonensis
Lineage: Eukaryota; Metazoa; Arthropoda; Insecta; Diptera; Drosophilidae
Exons: 6
Coding region: 1-1083 (360 amino acids)
Source: RefSeq, a predicted model, not a curated record